GAACUCAAUCGUUCCCUUCAAUUGUUGCACUUUGAUUCUUGAAUUGCCCCAAUCGAUUCUCCUUCCCUCAAUUAGUUUUAAUCGAAUGGUGCUCUUCCCCUUUAAUGCCACCGCUAAAGCUUCCUCCACCUUCUGUCUAUACAAAACGACCUUUUUCCUGUCGUUGUAUCGUAAUUUUCUCCGGUGAAUACGCAUUUUAUAGUGACAAAGAGGGAAAUCCGGUGUUCCCUCUGAUGCUUCCGAUUGCAUAUUCAGAGAAGAGAGGGAAGGAGAACCAGAGAACACAGAGAGAGAAGGAGAUGCGUGAGCGGGCAUUAACAGGGGUUAAAGCGAUGCCAGUUCAGUCAUCUAGGGUUCCGACAGAGGGGUUCAACAGAUGAGCUGUAAUCCGGGUUUUAUAUUUCAAGUUAUUAUUUGUAGUUGAAAGAUGGAAAGGGAUUUCAUAGGUUUGAAUUCAAAAGAUUCAAAUUUCAUGGUCAAAGAUGAAGCUGAUGAAGUAUGCAAAGAAUCAGGUUUUUUUCUUAUAUUUUUCUUCAAGUUUGUUGACCUAAUUUGAACGCUUUUUACAAACUGAAUUGAAGUUAGUUAUGUUGUUAUAUUUUUCUUCAAGGCGUAAAUUCCUCCUUCGUGUUUUGUUUUUAUUCAAAAUAAAGUUGUUUGUUGAGGAAGGUCGAGUGAAUGUGGGACAAGUGACGCCCACAACGAGACGGUACCUGUCGGGUCGAAACGGUGAGAGACAGGUUGCAAUGUUAUGAGUUAACUAGAUUUUAUUUAAAAAAUCCUUCAUAUUGAGUUAUUCUUUGAUUAAAGUAAAUUCUAAUGGUUCGUUUUUAUUGGAAUUUUGCAGUUAUUUGAAAAGAUUGCGGGUUCGGGUUCUGCUAGCAAGAAAUGUACGUAUAUGGAGGGUGUAGUACGUACUCUAAUCUAGCUACCAGAUUAGUUUAUUUUUUUCUUGUAUACAUGCAUGAGCUACUUCGCAAUUUAGGUGAUUUUUAACGAGCUCACUUGUUUUUUUUUUUUUCUUAAAUUUAUUAAGUUUAGUGAGCAGUAUUGGGGUCAAUAAUAACCAAGAUCUGAUUUUUAUGUAAAUUCGUUGAGUACAAUUACAAGAUUCAGAUUUGGUUGUUAUUUGCUUAGUGAUAUAGCAUAACAUGCGUGAGCUUUAUGUGUGUUUGUAAGAUAGAUUAGUUUUUUUUUUUGGCAAAAAGACCAUUCUACAACCUGUAUGUGCUUGGGUUAGUGGAACAUGUACACGCCUCUUUAAAUCGGAAGUCCAGUUCGGUCACGCAGGGGCCAAAAGUGGCGGUUUAAUGGAGUCUGCGCAAGCUAAAAACAAAGCACUUAAAGAAGCCGGGGCAGUGGUCCCCACUUCAUACGAAGCAUUCGAAAGCGCAAUCAAGGAAACAUUUGAGAAGUUGUUUGAAGAGGGCAAGAUUGCCCCCGUCAAGGAAAUAACCCCUCCGCAAAUCCCCGAGGACCUUAACACAGCAAUUAAGAGCGGGAAAGUACGGGCUCCUACUCAUAUUAUUUCAACCAUUUCUGAUGACAGAUGUGAAGAGCCUUGCUAUGCAGGGGUACCGAUGUCCAUGAUCGUGGAAAAGGGAAUGGGCGUUGGUGAUGCCAUCUCAUCCUUUGUGGUUUAAGCGUAGUCUUCCCCGUUACUGCACACAAUUCAUUGAGGUUGGUCAACAUUGACUUUUUUAUUAUGCAAAAUACUCCACCUGUUCUGUGGAAAUUGAGUCAGAAGACGGUGUCGGUGUCACGGCUUUUGGCUUAGAUAAAACUUCUGAGUUCACUAUGGGUAAAGAAGAGAAUGAAGGAAAAGGAGCAGGAUUGGUUUCUGUAGUGGCCUAUAGUUUUUGUCUUAACAGUAUAGGGGAUGGAGAGCAUGUACUGUUUUGGUUUUGUUUUUAUGCUUGUGUUUCUUUGUUUGUGGUUGGGGUUUUAGCUACUUGCUAGCUCCUUUCUAUAAAGUCUGCAGCCGUUCAAAAAAAAAAAAAAAAAAAAAAAAACCAAUGGAUCCAUACCAUAAGACUAGGUCUUUGCUGGUCUA
Molecule: messenger RNA, 2053 nt
Organism: Helianthus annuus (common sunflower)
Lineage: Eukaryota; Viridiplantae; Streptophyta; Magnoliopsida; Asterales; Asteraceae
Product: ATP-citrate synthase beta chain protein 2
Exons: 5
Coding region: 1311-1643 (110 amino acids)
Biological process (GO): tricarboxylic acid cycle; fatty acid biosynthetic process; acetyl-CoA biosynthetic process
Cellular component (GO): cytosol
Molecular function (GO): ATP citrate synthase activity
Source: RefSeq, a predicted model, not a curated record